CAAACUUUCCACUUUCUAUAUCCCUUUGUCGAGAUAUUUUGCAAAACCCUCUCCUCUUCAAUCUUCAUCACUGAGAAAUUGGAAACCCUCUGCAAAUCCAUUCCUCCAUCGUAAUUGACCACAAUGCUACUCGCAGCCACACCCUUUUCGUUCUAUGCUCCGUCAAAGCCUCUUUCACCUGUACAACGCUCUUCUCCCCUGAAAACAAGAGAUUUUGCUUCUAUAUUCUCCACCCCUACCCAAUCCCUAGCAUCCUCACUUCAAUCGCCGUCAAGAAGAUUGCUUCCUACUCCACCUUCAGGAAAAUAUCUCAGAGAAGACUAUCUUGUUAAAAAGUUUUCUGCUAAAGAGAUUCAGGAUUUAGUAAGAGGAGAAAGAAACGUGCCAUUGAUAAUAGACUUCUAUGCGACAUGGUGUGGCCCUUGUAUAUUGAUGGCUCAAGAGCUUGAAAUGCUUGCAGUUGAGUAUGAAAGCAAUGCCAUGAUAGUGAAGGUUGAUACAGAUGAUGAGUAUGAAUUUGCAAGGGACAUGCAGGUGAGGGGUCUACCAACAUUGUAUUUUAUAAGUCCUGAUCCAACCAAAGAUGCCAUAAGAACCGAAGGAGUCAUCCCAAUUCAGAUGAUGCGGGAUAUUAUCGACAAAGAUAUGUGAAAAAAAAAAUCAAAAAAUUUUAGUUUUGUAUGAUUUGAAAAAGAUAAAUUAGUAGGUUUAGGUUCUUAUUAUGUUGUUUUAAUUAACUUUUGGGAUUACUUAAGUUGUUGCAAUGUUAAGGAUGAGUUUGUCUUA
Molecule: messenger RNA, 786 nt
Organism: Lactuca virosa
Lineage: Eukaryota; Viridiplantae; Streptophyta; Magnoliopsida; Asterales; Asteraceae
Source: the annotation of a GenBank genome assembly